Messenger RNA from Nasonia vitripennis (jewel wasp), 1200 nucleotides. RefSeq names its product gustatory receptor 45 (gene Gr45). Lineage: Eukaryota; Metazoa; Arthropoda; Insecta; Hymenoptera; Pteromalidae. Bases 1 to 1200 code for a protein of 399 amino acids. Gene Ontology annotation, biological process: sensory perception of taste. Gene Ontology annotation, cellular component: dendrite; neuronal cell body; axon. The transcript is spliced from 4 exons. The record is from RefSeq and is marked inferred.
AUGUGGAGUAUCAAGAAAAAUAUGCUUUUUGGAAAACAAAUUAAAAAAUUCGACUACCUAAAGCUACUUUACUACUACUUCAAAGUGUUCGGACUGGCAACAAUGACUUUCGUCACGGACUCAACGAAAACUACUCCAAAUCGCUUUGGGACUUUCAGCCGUUCCAAAUAUACCAUCGUCUACAACGUCGUCAUUAUUUUGGUUUUUGUAAUGCCAUGUCUCUACAACAUGACCAUCUUUUGCGUCGGUACCAACCGAGUGAAAUUCGAAGACUUUGCGGAUUGCAUCCAGAUUAACAUGGCCUUAUUCGUAACAAUAUUCAUACUGUCGAAGUUUUGCAUUUCAAGCGACUCGCUGAUCAGCAUCGCGAACUCGAUCAGUCGAAUCACCGAAUCGUUGCUGACUCUGAGCAGUAUUAGCUUACAAAAAAGGAUCAAAGUUUCCUUCGAAAUCAAGCAAGCGUUUAUCGUAAAUAUCACCAUGUGGAUCGCAUUCAUCGUCAUAAAUCUAUCGGAGAUCGAGCCUUGGAUGAAAAACGCUGUAAACAUGUACGUCAGCAACUUCCUCGUCAGCGUCCUGAUACUACAGUACAGUGUGAUCUUGAAGUUCCUCCAGUACGAUUUCAAAAUCCUCAACGAAAACCUCAUCGAGUUCAGAAACGAGGAUUCGAUGAAAAUCCGAUCACCUACAGAAACGAAAGCCAAAAUCGACGGGCUGUUGAAGUUGCAAAAAUUGCACGAGUCGUUGAGCGACACAUCGCGACGGGUGUCGAUGUUUUAUUCUUACCUGAUGCUCGUCAGCGUUUUGAACAUAUUUAUCAUGUUGAUUUUCGUGUGUUACUACCUCGCGAAGCCGAUUAUACUUACUCACGAUAGUAACUUUAGCAGUAUUAUGCUGCUGCGUUGCUUUUGGUAUGGUCUCUUGUUUGUGGUUCUAUUGGUGACUUUGACGAAGUUCGUCACGGCUACGAUCGAGGAGAGCAGAAGAACGAAGGAAAUUAUUAGUUCUUGUUUGAUGAUACCUGAUGCGGAUGAGAAGCUUUUGAAUAAGUUGAAUCAGUUUUCGUUGUACUUGCUACACAGGGAUGUAAAGUUUACGGUUUGGGGGCUUUUUACACUGGAUGAAUCGCUAUUGACUUCGAUGGCUGGUUCGAUCACAACGUAUAUGGUGAUAGUGUUACAAUUUCAACAGAAAGAUUGA